AUGAGGGAAUACCAAGUCAAUAUGGCUGCGAGUAUUUGCCGUUGCGGCGCGGAAUUACUCACCAGAAGAGGCAUCCGAAUGCUAUCUACCUCGACAGUGGCUACACAGAGCAGAUCAGGAAGCCCAACAGACACCCAAAAGCGACCAAACAAGAUAUCGCAAGAGAAACAGGACAAACCCAAGUCGCUAUUUGUCCCUAGAACAUCUUUCGACCCAGUUCAAGUUUCAACUUCAAACUUUACACAUUUCCACAAAGAGUUCCUCAAGAAGGGCAUGUCCAUGCAUCCUCAUCUCACUCUGGAGUUGAGAGACGCUAGGGCACCACUGAGCACAGGAAACGUGCUCCUUUCCAACUCGUUUUCGUCAGCAAUUGGAUCAAACAGACUCUAUCUGUAUUCCAAGAGUGACGCCUCCCUUCUGGAUGAUGAGACUCUCAAACAAUGGCACCCUCAGGGCAAUUAUCUCCAGAUUGAUUGCCGAUCUAGACAAGCAGCAGUCAAAAUCAUGAAGUACGCAGCCACAGUGUUCCAGAAAAUCGACCCUCCACCGCCAGUGGGGUUCAAUAUGUUGAUUUGUGGCAUGCCUAAUGUGGGAAAGAGUACUCUGGUGAACACUAUGAGACGGUUGGUGGUAGAAAAGACAAAUGAUUGGAAGAUGCAGGGGAAGAAGCGAUCUGUGGCCCCCGUUGGACAGCAGGCGGGCGUCACCAGAGCUCUGUCUAACCGAAUCAAGGUAUGCGACAGCCCUAACAUCUUUGUGUUUGAUUCCCCAGGUCUGUUCAUGCCAAGUAUUGCCAACAGUGAGACUAUGAUCAAGCUCGCCCUUCUCAAGUGCAUCAAGGAGAGUCUUGUUGAUCCUAUCGUUCAGGCUGACUACCUCUUGUACGCACUCAACAGAGAUGAUCCCAAGAGUUACCGUGAUCUGUGUCCUCCCACCAACGAUAUCAACGAUAUUCUUGUUGCACUGCGGCGCAAGUGGCGGUCAACUCCUAACCAGGACGCUGGAACUGCUCUGCGGUGGAUCAACGAGUGGGUCAGCGGAAAAAAAGGUAAGGUCAUGCUCGACGCAGCUACUCCUGAGGCGUUUGACACGUACAAUCAGAAGGAAAGUGAACGAAUGCGAGCGUGGAUGGUCAAGUUCCAACAACGAGGCAAGGAGAAGGGUGGAAACCGAGCCAGUAAAAUCUUCCGCGCAUAA
Yarrowia lipolytica CLIB122 is the source of this 1197-nucleotide messenger RNA. RefSeq lists its product as uncharacterized. Gene Ontology annotation, molecular function: GTPase activity; GTP binding. The record is from RefSeq and is a predicted model, not a curated record. Lineage: Eukaryota; Fungi; Ascomycota; Dipodascomycetes; Dipodascales. Gene Ontology annotation, cellular component: mitochondrion. Gene Ontology annotation, biological process: mitochondrial translation.